AUGGCAAGCAGUUCAAGUAUAAGUUAUGUUACGGAGGGCACGAAAUGGAUGUCCGAUCAGAUCACUGGUAAUACCAAAGAGCUUGUCGCAAGGUUCUACGAACUCGCAGACUCUAAGCAGUCAGAUGCGGGCCAGCUCAUGGCAACCGAAGUUUUCUCCGAAGACGCUGCACUAUCAACACCCGGAGGGACUUUCAAAGGGUUUACAGAAAUAUCCAAGUGCCGAGAUCAUGCUUGGGAUACUGUGACCUUAAGAAGACACACACUGUCCAAGGUCUUUGCAGGCCACGGAGACGAGGAAGAGCUAGCGCUCUUUGGGACUGUGCGAAUGACUUUUGUCAAGGGAGAGAGCCAAGACUCUGAAUUUGUGGCCCACGUGAAGCUCGGAUCUGAAUCAUCUACAUCCCAACCUCGCAUCAGUAGCAUGGAGAUUACGUCUCCUAGUUCUGCGUAG
Molecule: messenger RNA, 453 nt
Organism: Penicillium pulvis
Lineage: Eukaryota; Fungi; Ascomycota; Eurotiomycetes; Eurotiales; Aspergillaceae
Product: nuclear transport factor 2 family protein
Exons: 3
Coding region: 1-453 (150 amino acids)
Source: RefSeq, a predicted model, not a curated record